GCAUUUCCGUGCGGUACUUCAGUGUCGCAGGAAGCGUGCAGGCGUGCAAAAGUGAAGCAACACAGACACACACACAUACCGGCGGCGCAGUGUCGAUUAACAACAGGUGUGUGGCAAACGAAACAGCAAUCCAGCUGCAGAUCGAGAGCAAGUUAGUGGUGGAUCUUGGUUGGUUGUUUUCCCCUUUUUUCCUCCGUUUCGGUGGUCGAUGGUAGCUUUUGGGCAGACACAAGACAGGGAACGGCAGUUUUCGCGCGGUUGAGUGUUACCAAUUGUUGGCGAAUAGUUUGGAGCAGUUUUUCUCAGACCGUUUUUGUUUUAUAGUACGAUCGGUGAGACAAGUUUGCAUUUUACAACGCAACACUACAGAUCCACGUGUUCCAGUGAAACGAUCGAUUGAAGGAAAAGCGACCAGCGCCUUUCCGGGCCAUCAUUAUUAUCCUGCUCGAUUGGUUGCGGAAACAAGCGAACGGCAUCAGCAUGACCCGGCGAACGGUGCAACCUUUGGCGCGCGAGCAGUCCUCCUCCUCCUCCUCCUCCUUCCUCUUCUCUUGCAUCAGCACCACCGUCGCGCUGGUCCUGUUCGGGGCGCUCGUCCUGGCGGCGGUAGCCGAUGCUGACCCGAUGGUGGAUAGUGCCAGCAGCCUGUACGGCGAUAACAAACAUGCAAGCGAUAAGCGCCCAUUCUUCGUCGGCAGCCGGUACGGGCGAUCGCACGUGUACGGGGCGAAGGAUAUGCGACAAGUGAACGUGGUUCCGCGCAACGAUCGCUUCUUCCUCGGCUCACGGUACGGCAAACGUUCCGACCUGACGAAGGAAAUCGAAUCCGACAACAAUAAUGGUAUCGCCGAGCUGACCUAUCUCGCUUGUCUGCAUACGGGCGUCUCGAAUCUGUACCGAUGCUACAGUCGCGAUUCAUCUUCGAAUGCACUACACCAGCAGGAAACGGAACAGUUCGAUCAGCAGCAGCAGGAGCAGCAGCAGCAUCAACGCCAGUUCAACGACAAUGCCGACCUGUCGGAAAAGUAAUCAAAGUAACCGGCCGGUGCGAUCAAUGCAACCCCACACACCAUAGCCUACUAAAUGCCCGCGUCGGCUCGACGCGUUCAUCUCACAUUAUACUUAAUCUUCGCCUUUUCGCCAUUUCUUCACAACAAAAAAGAGCAGCUGGAUGGAGGAUGGAAUAUUGAUUUAAACGUGUUGCCAAAUGUAAAAUAACAAAACACAUACCCAAACGAGCAAAUGUAACCUCAAUCAAGGCGAUGCAAUCUGUACACUUACACAGCAGCAGCAGCAGUGGCAGCAGCAACAAGGGGGAAGAUAUGAGAGCAAUGCCAGGACGAAAGGGACCGAGAACAUCCAAAAGGGUUUUAGUUUUUUUGGCAGCAUAACUGUACUGUUAGGACAAUGGAGAGACUGGAGAAAGCGAACAAGCGGGAAAAAGGGAUGGAUAGCGGAAAGCACCAUUGAGCAAGAACUAAUGUGGUAGAGCGUACUCCCGGGUACACCGUCUGGGCGGGACACACUUUCCACAAAGGCUGGAUAGUUGUUGCUCGAUUGCUUUCGAACGGGGAUGUUAAGCUGGGGGAUUGCAGGCUUCAGUACCCCACCCAACCAUGUCUAUUACCGAAGUAUUAUCUAUUCUAAUAAUAAUUAUGCUACUAGAUAAUAUUGCGCACGGUACCACAGGUGCACAUUCAUGGGAUAACGGAAGAUACGUACGACAAAAAGCAAAGGAAGAGACAGUGUUUUUUCUUCGAUUCCUUUUUCCCCUUUGGGGCACAUACACAUACAAUUCCGCUCGGAUGUGUUUCGCCAAACUGAACCUACGGACAGUAAAAGGAGAAAACGUUGCAACGAGGCGCACCAAAGGACACGAUGCAGCGGGCCCCCUCAGGAACCAAUACAUCGAGCAAAGUGCGGGAGAAGGAAGGAAAGAGAGCGAUGGUGGCGCAUAUUAAUCGCACGGAACUGCAUCACAAAACCGAUAAAAACUACAUUCAGAACCAUGUUAUCUCGUCUCGGCACUGUUCUUGUAAAAUAGCAUUAUACUGUA
Molecule: messenger RNA, 2056 nt
Organism: Anopheles arabiensis
Lineage: Eukaryota; Metazoa; Arthropoda; Insecta; Diptera; Culicidae
Product: RYamide neuropeptides
Exons: 4
Coding region: 481-1029 (182 amino acids)
Source: RefSeq, a predicted model, not a curated record